CACUCCAUAUAAUAAUCGGAUGCAUGUAAAAGAGAAGGGAGACGUCGCCAUGUCGGCUACGGGUCCCAUAAGUAAUUAUUAUGUGGAUUCUUUAAUCAGCCAUGAGAGUGAGGAUGUUCUGGCGAGUCGUUUCUCAGCUACUGGUCCGAUAUCCUCCAGCUCACGCCCGACGCCACUGGUACCGGAAUGCGCGGAUUACCCGUCCUGCAGCUUUGCCCCGAAUCCACCAGUCUUUACUACCUCUUGGGCCCCUGUUCACUCCCAAUCGUCCGUGGUUUACCAUCCAUACACUCACCAACAUCACCUAGGCACAGACACAAGGUAUGUUCGCUCUUGGCUGGAGCCUAUUCCCGGUACAGUGUCUUUUCCAGCAUAUGCUGGGAACACCAGGCACUUUGGGCUGAAGCCCGAUACCUUCCAGGAUCCUCGUGCUGGAGACUGUCUGGGCUCGAACGGGCGCACUUAUACGGAUUAUAUCUACUGCUCUGCCGUCGACAUUAUAGAAAAACAACAGAACACACCAUCGCCGGAGACGGAGAGCCUGUCUUCCGGGAAGCACAAAGACGACAAGGCUGAAUUAGACCCAAACAAUCCCGUGGCAAACUGGAUCCACGCGCGCUCAACCCGAAAGAAGCGUUGUCCAUACACCAAGUAUCAAACACUCGAACUCGAAAAGGAAUUUUUAUUCAAUAUGUACCUCACAAGGGACCGGAGAUAUGAGGUAGCAAGAGUCUUGAACCUAACGGAGCGACAAGUCAAAAUAUGGUUCCAGAACCGAAGGAUGAAGAUGAAGAAAAUGAACAAAGAAAAAAACGACAGUAAAGAACAAUAAAUCAAAAGUAAUUUGUUGGAUGCAGACUAAAGGAAUAUCAUCAUUUAGUAUCGUCACGAGUCUAACAUUUAGCACCUUCGGUCCAUACCAGGAACGGAGCAAACGAAUUUCCAUAUGGAUAUCCUUUACAACGUGGUGAUUCAAGUAUGAUUUAAUAUAAGUGUAAUUUUACCAUCCUGCCUUGAGUCAUAUUAAUAGUAGGCUAAAUGUAGUGUGGAUUUACAUAACAUUUCUUUUCUCACAAACACAAAUGUGGACUCUACACAGAGGAUGCCCGAAGUUUCAGCGAGAAAAUACUUGAACUUUAUUUUCAAUUUCUUAAUUUAUGCUCUCUACGUGAUUGUUUCUUUUCUAUGCUUCCGUUAUUUUAGGAGGUUUGAAAGCCGAGUAUUUUAUAAAGAAUAACAAAUCUGUAGUUCAAACAAUAUACGUGUUUACGUCGAUGUACUUAGUUUGUUUCUGGUGUACCUGUUUGUGUAGUUUACAUUCUUUAACUGUUAAAAGAGUUACAUCAUAGAUUGUAGAUAUAUAUACAAAUAUAUACAACCAUGUAAAUAUGACUUUGUGUCUUAUUCCAAUUAUUUGACUGCAUAAAAAAGACAUUCGCUGCAAAAACAGGCUGUUGGAGUUUGGCCUACGCAGGCAAUGUUCUCAUCUGGAAAGUAUCGAGGUUGGAAUUAGUGCACGAUGGCAAGGCUUUUGUAAAUGGGUAGGCAGUAUGAAUAUGCCAGUAUACCGAAAUCUAAAAACUGCACAUCUCGAAAAGAUGAAACACCUAAACGCCUCAUCCACCACCUAUCGUGCCUUAAUGUCAUAUUUGCAACUUUCAUUGGAAGCCUGUUUCCUAUAGCACUAAAACAUUGUUUUAUUAAUUUGGAGCCUUGUCUUUUUAUAUAUAGGCUAUAUAUAUAUAUAUAUAUAUAUAUCAAAUUGUAUAUAUAAUAAAAGACAAAGCUCAAUAUUAAUAAAACACACACACACACACACACACACACACACACACACACACACACACAUAUAUAUACAUUUAUUUGGUUUUGAAAAUUAAAUUACGAUAUUAACAGUUUAUUGUUAUUAUUAUUAUUAUCAACAUUAUUAUUGUCUUUUUUUCAUGGGAUUUCAUUUUACAGGUUAAACUUAUAACAUUGACAAAACUCCGAGUUUACCGGUGUUUCAUUAUGAGGUUGAGAUUAUAUGUUAUGGCGACAAAAUAUAUACAUAUUUAUUGAACAACUUUUGAAA
This is a messenger RNA of Xyrauchen texanus (razorback sucker), 2074 nucleotides long. Its product is annotated as homeobox protein Hox-C9a-like. The record is from RefSeq and is a predicted model, not a curated record. Gene Ontology annotation, cellular component: nucleus. Gene Ontology annotation, molecular function: DNA-binding transcription factor activity, RNA polymerase II-specific; RNA polymerase II cis-regulatory region sequence-specific DNA binding. The transcript is spliced from 2 exons. Gene Ontology annotation, biological process: DNA-templated transcription; proximal/distal pattern formation; regulation of transcription by RNA polymerase II. The coding region runs from base 20 to 832 and encodes 270 amino acids. Lineage: Eukaryota; Metazoa; Chordata; Actinopteri; Cypriniformes; Catostomidae.